CUAUGGUGUAUCUAUGGAUUGAGCCAGAGCUGAUUGCUCGCGUAUGUACGCAGCAAGCCCCUGUGAGAUCGCGAGUGGGCAUCAUGGCAGUUGCAGCUAAUGUUGGAGAGCCUGAUCUUUGUCAGAGUUGCGGAGAGGACCUUGAUGAUCAUACUCUUCUGUUUAUUGAGCUAGCUGAGAUCUGCUUGCAGCCACUCCCACCUUGAGCAUGUGGUGGGUAAAUAAACAAGCCACCCACAUGUCUGUCAGCUUCUCCAUGAUUCAGGACAAAAUAUACAUGUACGUACAUGUAUAUGCCAUCACUGAGCACAACCCAACAUCAGCAGGAGAGCCCAAAACCGAAAUUCCAGUAGAUCUGUGCCAUUUUGAGCUGUUAAUUAAACCUGGAAAUGGUAAAGAGUCAUUUUUCAUGAAGUGAGAGCCGGCCAAGUACGGGCCAAUAGCGAAAUUCAAGACUCCUGGCUUAGAACAAGUGGAUGGUGUUUGCAAAUGGACCAGAGGCAACUGAAGCAAUGUUCAAAGCAGAAGGACAGUGUCCUUCUCGUGAGUACUGGAAGAAAAUCCGUUCUGUAAUUAGUGAUCCCCAAGAGGGUUGGUAACCUCACUUCUCACUCCAGUUCUUUGUAAUAUAACAGACGACCUCCUCGAUCCUAGUGUAUUUGGAAGAAGUCUCCAAACUAUUUUUCUAAUUACACCAAGUGGGCAUUUCAAAAUACCACAUAUUUUGAGAACAUGAAGUCGUACAGCAAAAGCAAUGUUACCAAUCAGGCGUUCAUACAGCUGCUUGACUGGAUUUCAUACGUAUACAGGCAAGCAGAUAAUGGAGAGGAAGGUGGUUGCUCUGAGUGAGGACAUAGCGAGGGGUGUAGUGGAUGAGAUGAGGGCUGUGGGGAUUCUGGAGCAGUGGCUCAUUGAAGGGAAGUUUGAACCAGAGGAUGCUGUCACUCAGGCUUGUGACUUCUCUCUGCUGGUUUAGAUACGACAAAGAACAGUGUUACAUUCAUAAACUUGCCAAGCAAUCAGCACUACAAGACCAACUGUGUGCUGAGAUCAAGACUGCUCUUGGUAACAAGGUCAAUAUACAUCCUGCAUGGGAGGACUUACAAAACAUCGCCCUUGUCCGCUACUGCAUGUGAUGCAUGCCUCAAGGAGACCCUCAGAAUGUAUCCACCUGUAUAUAGAAGCAAUAAGAUGCUGUGCAUGAUGAAUGGCCAGCAGGAGUGAGUUAGUCAUUGAGACCUUGGUAGUUACGAGCCAACGUCUAUAAUGACCUGUACAAUGAAGACUACUCAGUUUGGAUAAGUUCAUUCCUGAAAUUAUAAAAACAAAGGACUCGAUUCAUUCGUUUGCCUCUCUACCCUAUGGGUUCAGGCAGAGAGGAUGCUAUGGGCGUCGUCUAGUUAGACUGGAGAUAUACAUCCUCCUCACUAAGCUCAUUCCCAGAUUCACCGUCUCCACUAACAAGGACUCCAUUAUACUCUGUUCCAAAGUAUCGUUCUUAGACCAGAUGAACCAUGCAUGCAGUCAUCAUGAUCAUAAUUAUGUCAAGGAGGGAUCUGAUGAAAACCAAUGAGGAUAGCAUAAUUAUUUAGCACUAUCACAUUUUCAGCUCUCAUUGUUUUGCAUUCAUGGUACAGAGAUUGCAUGACACUUAGCUCUAUUUAGACACUGUUUUGGAGGUAUCUAUGGGAUUUAGAAGCCCAAAGGCACUGAUUUAGUAUCCCGAGCGUAGCGAGGGUAGAUCUACUAAAGUGGCUGAGGGCUUCUAAAUUACAUGGACACUGACAAAACAGUGUCUAGAUACUAGUGUGCAUGCGCAAACCGCUUGACUACAAUACAAUUACUUGACAACGGAAUACUAGGUAUACUAAGUAAAUUUGCAGGUAUACUAAGUCCCAUAGUAUACCUGCUCUGAGGCACUUUUCCCAUGCACUUCCUAUGUAGAUCUUAUCAACUAGUGUCUAACACAAUAAAGUGUUUAAUGUGUUCACGAGGAUGAAGUAAUAAUAAAUACUCGAGGUUACGUAAUGCUUGAGCGUAGCGAGUGCAUUGAUACUCAACCGAGAGCAUUAUUGCAUUAUAUUCGAGUGCACCAAUUAAAACACUAAGUGUGUUAUAAAGGUUUUAUUGCUGUUUACGAAGCUGAAAACCCUGCUCAAGCAGCUCAUUUUGUGUCCAUAUACACACACAUCGUGCACACACACACACACUAACACACCAAUAAAUAUAUCCUGUGAGUUCACAAUUCAAUUGCUUGUGAACAGUUUUACCGAGAGACUCCUUUGUUCGUACAAAAUAAGUAUCAUAACUAUACAGCGGGUCACUCUAACUCCUGCUGCGCGCUGCGCACACACAGGGUAAUAAAUUAUUGGGUAGUCUACUGCAUGCUAAGAUACCAGUCCCUCCCACACAUUCUACCAAUGUUGUGGGAGGAGAUUAUUAAAGGGGUACACCCUACCCCCAAAAAUUCUUAAAAUUCCUUGGUUCACUGUUUCAGUCUACGACAGGGACUAAAACGUUAUUUAUAUUUUCGCAACUUUUUCUCAGAAGCAGAUACAAUGCUCUUGUGCCUAGCAUUGAUACCAGGUAUCGAGGCUAUCGUAAGAUAGUCUACCGUGAGUGGCUUGUUCUCGAGGUCAACACAAAGCUGGUUUCAAGGAGGUUUCUGUAAAUUAACCCAACUGAAAAAUAACGUUUUAAUUAUAUAGACACUAAAAACUCGGCUAAAAGUAGUCUGAAAAGAGGCUAACUAGAGUUAAGUGCUUCGCACCUCCUCUGCGUGUGACCUAAGACCUUUAAUCCCCCAAAAUAAACCCGGCCAGUGGCAGGCCAAAAACUUGUAUAAUUGUAAAACUGAGUCACAACACACCACAAAAGACUACACUAGCUAGAUCUAGAUCUAGAUCUAUAUACACCCUGUAUAGUGGCCUUGAUCACUAUUGACUAGGUCUAAUUGGUUUUUUGGGGUGCAAAAUUAUGACUUGAAAAUCCUGAAACAAGAUUAAUUAAUUUUGGUGUGGCCUAAUUAAUUAAUGCAUUCCUCGGAAAGUGUGUCUGAGCUACUCUACGUAGCUGGGAGCUAGCUGUAAAGCACUUUUUUAAUAGGCUCAGGCUCAAGACUACAAGUAAGAGAUCAUCUGAUGGCUGUGUCCAAGCUUACCAACAAGGUCUUCAAGUUUACUCCAGGAUGCAAAUGUCUAGGUCUAUUUUAUAACAUUGCACCACUGAGCACAACUGUGGCACAUAAGCAACAUCAGGGCCCAAAGCCUUUCUCUGAAAUUCCUGGAAACAGUGGCUGGCCCAUUAUUGGUGCCAUUGAGCUGUUAACCAAAAUUGGAAACGGAAAAGUUGGUAAAGAAUCAUUUUUUCAUGAAGUGAGAGCCAAGUAUGGGCCAAUAGCGAAAUUCAAGACUCCUGGCUUAGACAACAAGUGGAUGGUGUUUGCAAAUGGACCAGAGGCAACUGAAGCAAUGUUCAGAGCAGAAGGACAGUACCCUUCUCGUAAUGCUCUCCUCAGUCGCAUGGUUACAGAUUUGCACACGAUAAAUAAUUGGCCAUCGCCUAUGCUUUUUGCGGAUGGUGAGGACUGGAAGAGAAUCCGUUCGGCCAUUAGCAAGCAAGUGAUCCCCAAGAGGGUUGGUAACCUCACUCCAGUUCUGUGUGAUAUAACAGACGAUCUUCUUGCGUAUUUGGAAGAGGUAAUCUCCAAGAAAAAUGGUCAAAUUGAAGACAUUACACCACUCGUGACUAUGUGGGCAUUUCAAAACACUACAUAUUUUGUGUUUGGAGAGAACAUGAAUGUAUACGACACAAGCAAUGCUACGAAUCAGGCGUUCAUAGCUGCUGGACUGGAUUUCAUUGAUAGCCUAUACAGGCCAUAAUAAUGAAUCCACUUCCCAUCUACAAAUAUUAUCACACAAAAGCUUACAAGAGGUUCAUCCAAACAACCACACUCAUGCGUAAAUUAGGCAAGCAAAUAAUGGAGAGGAGGGUGGUUGCUCUGAGUGAGGACAUAGCGAGGGGUGUAGUGGAUGAGACGAGGGCCGUGGGGGUUCUGGAGCAGUGGCUCAUUGAAGGGAAGCUAGAACCAGAGGAUGCUCUCACUCAGGCUUGUGACUUUCUCUCUGCUGGGUUAGAUACGACAAAGAACAGUGUUACAUUCAUGCUGUAUGAGCUUGCCAAGCAGCCAGCACUGCAAGACCAACUGUGUACUGAGAUCAGGACUGCUCUUGGUGACAAGGUCAAUCCAUCCUGGGAGGACUUGCAAAACAUCCCCCUCGUCCGCUAUUGCCUCAAGGAGACCCUUAGAAUGUAUCCACCUGUAGAAAUGAAUGUACGCGACAUUAAAGAAGAUGCUGUGAUGAAUGGCUACCAAGUCCCGGCAGGGACUGUGGUAGUUACGAGCCAAGACUUAAUGACCCGUAAUGAAGACUACUUUGAUGAGCCGGAUAAGUUCAUUCCUGAGAGGUGGAAUAAGAACAAGGAAGAUUCGAUUCAUCCAUUUGCGUCUCUACCCUUUGGGUUCGGACAGAGAGGAUGCUAUGGGCGUCGUUUAGCUGAGCUGGAGAUAUACAUCCUCCUCACCAAGCUCAUCCCCAGAUUCACCCUCUCCACUGAUCAAGACUCCAUUGCUCUGUUUCAAAGUCUCAUUCUUAGACCAGACGAACCAGUCAUCAUCAAUGUCAAGGAGAGAUGCCUAGAACCAUGACAUUAAAAAUAAUAUUAUUUUGCUCCUAAAUUUUAAUGUUGUGCAUGGGCGGGUCUGGUUUCCCAGUGAAAAUGAGCUCCUCCCACCUGAAAUAACUUA
Molecule: messenger RNA, 4807 nt
Organism: Halichondria panicea
Lineage: Eukaryota; Metazoa; Porifera; Demospongiae; Suberitida; Halichondriidae
Product: cytochrome P450 3A19-like
Exons: 15
Coding region: 3884-4708 (274 amino acids)
Cellular component (GO): mitochondrion
Molecular function (GO): monooxygenase activity; heme binding; iron ion binding
Source: RefSeq, a predicted model, not a curated record